UGGACGGCCAGGCAGCCGCCGGCCCUACCGUCGCGGGGACCGGCCGGGGGCCUGCGGGGGGCCCGGAAGCCGGGUGCGAGCGAGAAAACAAACUUGGAGAGAGGAGUGACCUGGGGGCCGGGGGCGGAGUCGCGCGCGGAGGAGGAGGGAGCGAGCGGCCGCCGAAGCGCGGCUGGCCCAGGAAGCGGAGAGCACCGCCCACCCAUCCGGGGCGAGAGCGGCGCUGCGGCGCAGGCAGGCUGGGCCGGGGGCUGCCGGGCCCUCGCCUCCCACCGUGACCCCGCAGCCCCCAGCCCGCGCCCAAGAUGAUGAAGAGGCAGCUGCAUCGCAUGCGGCAGCUGGCCCAGACGGGCAGCUUGGGACGCACCCCGGAGACUGCCGAGUUCCUGGGGGAGGACCUGCAGCAGGUGGAGCAGCGGCUGGAGCCGGCCAAGCGGGCAGCCCACAAUGUCCACAAACGGCUGCAGGCCUGUCUGCAGGGCCAGAGCGGGGCGGACAUGGACAAGCGGGUGAAGAAGCUUCCCCUCAUGGCUCUGUCCACCACAAUGGCCGAGAGCUUCAAGGAGCUGGACCCCGAUUCCAGCAUGGGGAAGGCCUUAGAGAUGAGCUGUGCCAUUCAGAACCAGCUGGCCCGCAUCCUGGCGGAGUUUGAGAUGGCUCUGGAGAGGGACGUCCUGCAGCCCCUCAGCAGGCUGAGUGAGGAGGAGCUACCAGCCAUCCUCAAGCACAAGAAAAGCCUGCAGAAGCUGGUAUCCGACUGGAACACCCUCAAGAGCAGGCUCACUCAGGCAGCUAAGAACUCAGGCGGCGGUCAGGGCCUGGGGGGUGGCACCAGCGGUUACAGCCACACGGCCACGGCCACCAAGGUGGAGACGCUGAAGGAGGAGGAGGAGGAGCUGAAGAAGAGGGUGGAGCAGUGCAAGGACGAGUACUUGGCCGACCUGUACCACUUCGCCACCAAGGAGGACACAUACGCCAACUUCUUCAUCCACCUCAUGGAGAUCCAGGCUGACUACCACCGCAAGUCUCUUAGCUCGCUGGACACGGCCCUGGCUGAGCUGAGGGAGAACCACAGCCAAACAGACCCCUCCCCCUCGAUGACGGCCACCCCCUUCUUCAGGGUGUAUGGGGUGUCACUGGGAACCCACCUGCAAGAUCUGGGCCGGGACAUCGCCCUGCCCAUUGAGGCCUGCGUCAUGAUGCUGCUUUCUGAGGGCAUGAAGGAAGAGGGCCUCUUCCGUCUGGCCGCGGGAGCCUCGGUGCUGAAGCGCCUCAAGCAGACCAUGGCCUCGGACCCCCGCAGCCUGCAGGAGUUCUGCUCCGACCCCCACGCCGUGGCAGGUGCCCUCAAGUCCUAUCUGCGGGAGCUGCCAGAACCCCUAAUGACCUUUGACCUCUAUGAUGACUGGAUGAGGGCAGCCAGCCUGAAGGAACCAGGGGCCCGGCUAGAGGCCCUCCAACAGGUGUGCAGCCGCCUGCCCCAGGAAAACCUGGACAACCUCAGGUACCUGAUGAAAUUCCUGGCACGCCUGGCGGAGGAGCAGGAGGUGAAUAAGAUGACACCCAGUAACAUCGCCAUCGUCCUGGGGCCCAACCUGCUGUGGCCCCCCGAGAAGGAAGGGGACCAGGCCCAGCUGGACGCGGCCUCCGUGUCCUCCAUCCAGGUGGUGGGUGUGGUGGAGGCCCUGAUACAGAAUGCCGACACCCUCUUUCCUGGAGAUGUCAACUUCAACGUGUCAGGCCUGUUCUCAGCCCCUGGCCCCCAGGACAAGGUCAGCAACAGGCCAGCUGCUGAAGAACUUCCAGCAGUUACUGUGGCCGCCUCAGCUCCGGCCCCAGCGCCGGCCCAGGCUCCAGCGCCGGCCCAGGCUCCAGCGCCAGCCCAGGCUCCAGCACCGGCCCAGGUUCCAGCACCAGCCCAGGCCCCAGCCUUGGCCUCAGCAGCUACCAAGGAAAGAACAGAGUCCGAGGCGCCCCCCAAACCAGCCUCCCCCAAGGUCAGCAGGAGUCCCUCGGAGGCAGCCACUCCAGCGGAGGACAUGGCUCGGAGGACCAAGCGCCCAGCGCCAGCCCGGCCCACCAUGCCACCCCCCCAGGUCUCCAGCAUGCGCUCCUCCCCUCCGGCCUCACUCCCGCCCCCUGGCUCUAGCAGCCCUGCGACCCCCCAGGCUCUACCCCGCCGUCUGGUUGGCAGCAACCUCCGAGCCCCCACGGUGCCACCCCCAUUGCCCCCCAAUCCUCCCCAGCCCGCCCGGCGCCAGAGCCGGCGUUCACCAGCCUCCCCCAGCCCGGCCUCCCCAGGGCCGGCCUCCCCCAGCCCGGUGGCUCUCAGCAUUCCUGCGCAGGUGGACCUGGGAGCAACCACAGAGGAGGGAGGGGCCCCUGAGGCUGUGGGCAGGGCCUCCACUCCCCCAGCCAUCCCUCCUCAACCCCGGCCCAGGAGCCUUGCCUCAGAGACCAACUGAGCGGGCCUGCUCCUCGGCAACCACCCCUCAGCAUCUCCUCCCUCCCACCUGUCCCCCCAGGACACGACCCUCACCCUUCCCCAGGGUGGGGGCCUCCAGCCUUUGCCUGCAAGUGCCUCGGUGCCCGCUGGGUCGGCCCCCACGGCAAGGAGGACUCGGGACAGUCCUCCACUUCCAGACCUUUUUCUUCUGCAGCCGCCCUGGGCUUGGGGGCCCCUCACCCCACUCCCAGCUCUCUGGCAGGGUCCCCAGGGAGCCCCCGGAAGGAAGGAGGGGCUUGCCUGCUCCUACAGGACUGUUAUUUUUCUCUUGCCAACGUAUUGUUUUGUAAGGCUGGUAAAUAAAUUAUUUUGGACAAAACUGGAGCCGCUGGCCCAAUGAUAGUUGUUUUUUUCCUUUCUGCCCUCGAAAUAAAGAAGCCACUUGUAUGAAA
Molecule: messenger RNA, 2898 nt
Organism: Ailuropoda melanoleuca (giant panda)
Lineage: Eukaryota; Metazoa; Chordata; Mammalia; Carnivora; Ursidae
Gene: SH3BP1
Product: SH3 domain binding protein 1
Exons: 18
Coding region: 306-2465 (719 amino acids)
Biological process (GO): positive regulation of GTPase activity; regulation of actin cytoskeleton organization; signal transduction
Cellular component (GO): cytoplasm; cytosol; intracellular anatomical structure
Molecular function (GO): protein binding; GTPase activator activity
Source: RefSeq, a predicted model, not a curated record